This is a messenger RNA of Ictalurus punctatus (channel catfish), 3197 nucleotides long. RefSeq names its product methylcrotonoyl-coenzyme A carboxylase 2. The transcript is spliced from 13 exons. Gene Ontology annotation, cellular component: methylcrotonoyl-CoA carboxylase complex; mitochondrion. Bases 122 to 1945 code for a protein of 607 amino acids. Gene Ontology annotation, biological process: L-leucine catabolic process. Gene Ontology annotation, molecular function: methylcrotonoyl-CoA carboxylase activity. The record is from RefSeq and is a predicted model, not a curated record. NCBI's taxonomy places the organism in Eukaryota, Metazoa, Chordata, Actinopteri, Siluriformes, Ictaluridae.
UCCUGAAAGAUCCGUUUAAUGCACCUUGGCCCGGAACGUUCUGCGUGGUGUUUUGUUUCCGUCCAGACACGUUUGACUGUACCACGGCGCAAAAAUAAAACAAUUUCGUGCUCUUGUAGCUAUGUAUCGUUGUAUGUCAAGCUUAUUUCGAGUAAAUGGAAGGAUAUGCUUCACAAACCAGUUAUGCACCCAAAGACUACUGAGGACCACGGAAAAGAACUGCUGUCUAUGUCAGUGCACUCAUUUCAGCUCAGCUAGACCACUGAAAUUCCUAAGACACAAUCUGCAGCCCAUCUGCACACAUCAGGCAGUGUUACAACGGUGCAUGAGCUCAAGUGUACACAGAAGAAGUUUGCCAAAUGCUUUUCCAGUAGUAGAUGGUGUAUGCCAGCUUAUUCACAGACAUGUAUUUGAAGCAAAUUUACAGAACAGCCAGUCAUGUCAGCAAAGGUAUCUAGAGCUUAGGGAGAAAGUGUUAAAGGCAGGUGGGGAAAAUGCCAUCGCCCGACAUACACAGAGAAACAAGAAGGUUCUAGUCAGAGACAGACUCCACAUGCUGUUGGAUGAUGAUGAUUAUGUAGAACUGUCUUCCUUUGCUGGACUCGGUUUACCCUAUGGAGACAUCCCAUCAGCCGGCUGUCUUACAGGUAUUGGUAAAAUAAAUGGGCUGUGGUGUGUGUUCAUUGCUAAUGAUGCCACGGUGAAAGGAGGCACAGCAUACCCUAUUACAGUAAAGAAACAGCUUCGAGCUCAGGAAGUGGCCAUGCAGAAUCGGCUCCCCUGUGUGUACUUGGUUGACAGUGGUGGUGCAUUUUUACCUCUUCAGUCAGAUAUAUUUCCUGAUAAGAACCAUGGUGGUCGUGUUUUUUACAAUGAAGCUAUAAUGUCAGCAAUGAAGAUUCCACAGGUGGCAGUGGUCUGUGGGUCAUGCACUGCUGGCGGAGCCUAUGUCCCCACUAUGGCAGAGGAAGCUGUCAUUGUGCACAGGAUAGGAACCAUAUUUUUAGGUGGCCCUCCGUUAGUUAAAGCUGCUACAGGUGAAGAAGUGACUCCUGAGGAUCUUGGAGGGGCCAAGUUGCACUCAGAGGUGAGUGGCUGCGUUGAUCAUUAUGCUGCUGUGGAGAGUGAGGCAUAUGAGUGCACCAGGAACAUCAUCUCCACUCUAAACUUUGAGCUCCCAGAGGAGGACAACGCUGAGAUGGAGGAGCCCCUGUAUAAUGCUGAGGAGCUUAUGGGCCUUGCACCAAGGAGCUACAAUUUUAGCAUGGAUGUCAAACUGAUUGUGAGUCGGCUGACUGAUGGCAGUCGGUUCCAGGAGUUUAAGUCUCUCUACGGUACCACUCUUGUGACUGGAUUUGCCAAAAUUGAAGGUCAUUUGGUUGGCAUUGUUGCCAAUAAUGGCAAGCUAACAUAUGAAGCCUGUCUGAAAGGAAGCCAUUUUGUUCAGUUGUGUGAGCAGAGAGACAUCCCACUCAUCUUCCUCCAGAACACAGCACCAGAGCCUUGGCACACUCUCUCCCAAGGCAAGGCAGAGUCCAACACUAUGGUACUCAAAGCUCAGGGAUCCAUGAUGUCUGCAGUGGCCUGUGCAUCUACUCCUAAGAUCACUGUGGUCAUUGGAGGCUGCCAUGGUGGUGACAGCUAUGCCAUGUGUGGACGGGCUUUUGACCCCAAUUUCCUGUUUCUGUGGCCCAAUGCUAGAGUGUCAGUUUUAGCCCCAGGCCAUGCUAGUGGUUUGGUGCAGGAUGAAGAGGAGGCCAUGCACAUUAAUGAGCAGCUGAAAAAAGAGAGCUCAGCGUUCUUCUCAUCAGGCAGACUGUGGGAUGAUGGCGUGAUUCUUCCACAAGACACAAGGAAGGUGUUGGGCAAAUGUUUAAAAAUCAUCAAGCAACAGGAGUACCAGCUGUCUCGAGGAAAGCCAAAAUCCAUCCCUCUUCGAAUGUAACAUCUUUGAACAAAGCAUCUCACUAAAAAUCUUUGGGCUACUUGCAAUCAUGAGGACUUCCCCUGAAAACCAGCAAGGCAGGAGCCAUGUUUUUGAUGUUUUUGCACCUAGAAAAAAUAUAUGAAAAUCAAGUGCCCUCAGCAUGGGAAAGACUUUGUUGACAAAAACCAAUACAAAACAUUAAUUACAGCAGAAUCAUCAAGGUAUCUACUCUUUCAGUAUCAGCAAUAUGAGACUGAUUUUCCACUUGAAUCUUCAGAGGGAAAUGUGACUGGUCUCAAUUAUUACAUUGUUAUCAUCAUUAUCAUGGUUCAUAUCUGUUAAUGAUAUUAUUUUUUGAAAGCUUAAUUCAUAUUAAUCAACUUUCAUCACUUUAAAUUAAAUUUUUUAGCAUCUUCUACCCAAACUAUGGAAUGGAAUGUAAGAUGUUUAUUUGUGUUGUGCAUAUACUGUAUAUGCAGCUAUUUUUUGCACUUGACAGUAUCUGUAGUUAUUCAUAACAAGCUGGCCAGUAACAAAUCGCCUGAAGGCAAAUCACCUCCUCUGUUUAAGGGUGUGUGUGUGUGUGUAUAGACUGCUGUGCUCUCCGGUAAUUGUCUCUGAAAAGAAGCCCUACAAGGGCCAGAGUCCUUAACUCCAGUCCUAAGAACUCACUAAUCUGCACAUGUUUCCUGUAUGGGAAGUAUAAAUGGUUAGUAAGGAAAACUUCAAUUGGUCCAAGGCAGAGGGUCCCCAAGAUGAAUUAAGAAAUCUUGCACUACAGUCUCAGAAAAAAAAGUGCUUCUUAAGGGUUUUUAGAUGGUUAGCUUCCUAAAAGCAUUCAGUGUAGAACCUGCUCAUAAAGGGAAACACUGUUUUAGGGUUCUACAUAAAAUCUUUAAUGGUUCCCACAGAGACACCAACCAAGGAAUGCUGUAACCUUUUUUAACGUGUAGGCACAGCUGUUUAUUUACUUAAUGUAUUGGACAGGUAUGCCUUUUACAAAACAAACUUAAUGAAAAUGACACACUAAAAACGUCAUUCGGUAUCGAACUCUGUAAAACUAUGAUUCUUAGUAAUUGUUGUACAUACUCAGAGGGUUCUUUGUGUUUUUUUGGAUAGCUAAGGAUCAUUGCCUUCCUAAAGGGGUUUACAUGAACCCUUCUCUGAUAGGGAAAACUCAGUAGUAUACAGUAGUUCUCCAGAGAACCUUUUAGUGUUCAACCCUCAGGACGAACCGAAGAAAUAUUAAAGGUGCUAGACUGAACUUUCA